AUGAUGAUAGAGUUAAUCUCCGCCCGUGCUUUAUUGACCACAAGGUGGCACGUUAUAACUGGAUCAUUCCACCAUCCAUUCGUCUGCAUCAAGAACAAGAAGCAGCAAAAAGAGCGGUCAAACAAGUGGAGACUACAUCUUCUACGACCGAAGCUAUCCCUGAUACUGUAUCCAGGAAUUUGCCGUCCGUACCUUUACAUCAGUCGCUACGUCAAUCGCUUCAGGCGUCCCAGCCUGCAGCCGUCUGAUAAUGAUGGCGCAACGUCAACAUCGGACAGUUCUCCAAUUUAUGAUGAUAGUGAUGAUGACUCCCAACAUGACCAAGUUAGUCUUAAAGAUAAUUUUGACCUAAUGAAUGAAACAGUUAUUGUACCAGUUUCUUCACCCUCCGCCCCAGUAUGGGCGAAAGCGGCUAAAAAUCGUCGAGCCUUAUCUGCUGUUAACAUCCGAACUCUGAGAACAUUUUCUCCAUAA
Messenger RNA from Plasmopara halstedii, 474 nucleotides. RefSeq lists its product as uncharacterized. Bases 1 to 474 code for a protein of 157 amino acids. The record is from RefSeq and is a predicted model, not a curated record. NCBI's taxonomy places the organism in Eukaryota, Oomycota, Peronosporomycetes, Peronosporales, Peronosporaceae. The transcript has a single exon.